CUUGUGACAACCGCAAUGCCUUCGUAUAACAUUGAUGGAGUGCUGGUCGAGUUUCCCUAUGAGGCCUACGACUGCCAGUUGGAAUAUAUGCGUGCCGUCGUCCGCAGUCUCGAAAAUGGAGAGAAUGCUUUGUUGGAGUCACCCACGGGCACUGGAAAGACGCUGUGCCUCCUUUGUGCUAGCCUAGGGUGGCGACGGCAUCGGCAACAGGUAGUGGAAGCAGCCAAGACAAGCUGGGAGGCGCAGGCUGAAGGUAAGGGAGCUCUACAGGUCCCACGGAUUUUCUAUUCCAGCAGGACCCACACUCAGCUAAAGCAGGUGAUGAAAGAGUUGAAGGCUACGAGCUACAAACCAUUCAGUGUAAUGCUGGGCUCACGACAGCACUUUUGCUUGCACAGUUCGGUGCAGCGCCACAGCGGUGCCCGGCAAAAUGCCAUGUGUCGACGUGUGGUAGACGAACACCGCUGUCCAUUCUACACGGGCUUCCGAAAGUGUGGCAGCAAGGUCUCCACGGCUCUACGAGAUAUCGAGGAGAUCGUCGAAAGCUGCAGAGAAGCGACGGUGUGUCCAUACUUCAAGGUGCGGGAGGAUGCGAAAGAGGCUGACUUGCUGAUGUUGCCCUACGACUAUUUGAUCAGCCCCCAAACCCGUGAGUCCCUGCAGGUAUCCUUGAAGCACAGCAUCCUCAUAUUUGACGAAGGGCAUAACAUCGAGCGAUCUUGUGAGGAGAAUGCGUCUUUCGAAAUUACCCAGGCAGACAUUGCGGGUGCCAUUGGAGAACUGGAGGAUGCCUUUGAUUUGGUGGAGCAGGGUGAGGCGAUUGAGGUUCUGAAGGAUACAAAAUGCGACGUGUUCUUGAAGCACCUGAAUUUGGUGAAAAAGCACCUUUUCGCCCUAGAAGACGCAAUCUCAGCGGAGACUUUGGUGCAGGACGCUGCCACCGGGCGCAACUUGCGCAAGGCUAACGGCAGCCACAUCUUGUCAUUGUUGGCCCAACCCGGGGCGCGUGGCAUCGCCACUGAGAAGGAGGAUUUAAAGCACAUCACCCAGCUGAUCCGGAGGGCAGCUGAAGUCUUGACCCGCGGACAAGAGACUUUAACCUCAGGAG
Cladocopium goreaui is the source of this 1108-nucleotide messenger RNA. The record is from the annotation of a GenBank genome assembly. Lineage: Eukaryota; Dinophyceae; Suessiales; Symbiodiniaceae.